Molecule: messenger RNA, 2669 nt
Organism: Cucumis sativus (cucumber)
Lineage: Eukaryota; Viridiplantae; Streptophyta; Magnoliopsida; Cucurbitales; Cucurbitaceae
Product: translation initiation factor eIF-2B subunit delta
Exons: 7
Coding region: 308-2263 (651 amino acids)
Source: RefSeq, a predicted model, not a curated record
AACGAGAAGAUGUGAUGAAAGGUUAACGCAAUUUAGGGCUAGAGACGAACAUUGGUUGAAUAUUAUAUUAAUUGGAUUCUUAUGGUGAAAGGGAUUUUGUUCUAAACGCAUCUUCUUCAUCUACUUCUUCCAAUUCAGUUGCCUAUGGCGGACGCUUCUUCAUAAGAUCAAGCAACCAAUUUCACCUUUUUUUUCUUUUUCAUUUCUACAGUAAGCCCACUUCUUCUCUUUCUCUCCUCCCAAUUGCAGUUUGUGGAUUCUGGUAUUUCCCAUGCCAAAUUAUUCCCGGUUCCAUCGUUAACUCUUCAUGGAUGCUCGCCGUGGCUCCCGCAUCGUCAACCCCAAAGUUCGUCAGGUUGGAUUCUUCACUCUCGACGCUCCUAAUUCCCCCGACCGCUCCCUCUCCGGUCCCCCCAAUUGUCUCCCUUCUCAACAAUCCCUCUCUCCUCCCACCAAUUCAUUGUCUCCCGUCAUGAUUCCCCCUCCCCGUCAUCUCUCCGACAACCUUGCAUCACGUUCUGCUGUUCUUCCUGUUCCUGCUCCUGCCAAUUGGAGGAAUUCCACCGAUCAGAUCCCUGUUGGCAGUUAUAACCCUUCCGAGACCCUGCUUGCGACAUCCCCUAUGGCGUCUCCUUCCAGUAGAACUGGGGAUGAAGAGCUGGACAUGUCUGAGGAUUCUUCCAACUCCGUUUGGCAUCGCCGGAGUGGUUCUGGGAAGAUUGCCUCGAGCUUUCCUGGGGUUGGAAUCCACGUGGGGGCUAAGUCGUUGGAGAACUCGCAGGCGGUGCCUCUUCAGACGUUGGAAACUAAUAAGCCUGCUGGAGUUGGAGAAAAGACUGGAGGGCCAUCCACGGAGGUACAGAAUAGACAACCACCACCAAAUUCUAAACCCCUGAAGGCAAAAACAACAAAGGCUGAAAGACGAGCUCUACAGGAGGCACAACGAGCUGCAAAAGUCUCUGCAAAAGGUGAGGCAAAUAAGUCAGGUGCUGCUCCUGGUAAAGCUGUGAAGCAGCCUGCAGCUAUGAAAGAUAGCACUGCUGCACCUUCAGUUGCACCUACUGACAAAAGAGGAGGUGGUGAUCGCACACUCGACAAAGAAAGGAAGAAAGAUGCUCCCCCUCCACGAAUGCAGUUUGAUGAUAAAAGCAGGGUAGAAAAGGCUAAAAAGCGAGCAGUUUUCAACCAAACUGAAGCUAGAAAUAGGGUUGAAUUGUUUCGCCAUUUGCCACAAUACGAGCAGGGAACUCAGCUUCCCGAUCUUGUAUCAAAGUUUUUUCAACUUGAUUCCAUUCAUCCUGCAAUUUACAAGGUUGGUUUGCAAUAUAUGGCCAGAGACAUAUGCGGAGGCAAUGCUCGUUGUAUUGCUAUGCUUCAUGCAUUUCAACAGGCCAUCAAAGACUACUCAACUCCGCCACAGAAGUCUCUGGGUAGAGAUUUAACUGCAAAAAUUGGUAGCUAUGUGUCCUUCUUCAAUGAGUGCAGGCCACUGUCUGUUAGCAUGGGAAAUGCAAUUAGGUUUUUGAAAAACCGCAUUGCCAAAUUGCCACUGAAUCUUCCGGAAUCCGAAGUAAAAGCUACACUUUGCUCAGAUAUCAAUCGCUUUAUCAAUGAAAAGAUCAUAAUUGCAGAUGAGGUUAUAGUUAGACAUGCUGCCACUAAAAUCAGGGAUGGAGAUGUUUUACUCACAUAUGGAUCGUCAUCUGCUGUAGAGAUGCUUAUAUUAUAUGCUCAUGAGCUAGGAAAAGAAUUUCGUGUUGUGGUGGUGGAUUCCCGUCCAAAACAAGAAGGGAAAGCGUUGCUUCGUAGGCUCAUAGCGAGGGGCCUAAAUUGCACAUACACCCAUAUAAAUGCCAUUUCUUACGUGAUGCACGAAGUAACACGAGUUUUUCUAGGGGCUGCUGCAGUCUUAUCUAACGGAACUGUUUAUUCAAGAGUGGGAACUGCAGCUGUUGCUAUGGUUGCUAAUGCAUUCCAUGUUCCAGUCUUAAUCUGCUGCGAAGCCUACAAAUUUCAUGAAAGGGUACAGCUUGACUCAAUAUGUUUCAACGAAUUAGGUGAUCCAGAUACUAUCUCAAAGGUUCCCGAGAGGAAGGAUAUUAAUGAUUUGGCUGCUAAAGAACAACUGCAACUUCUAAAUUUAAUGUAUGACGCCACACCUUCAGAUUACAUCUCGAUGAUCGUCACAGAUUAUGGGAUGAUCCCACCUACAAGCGUGCCGGUGAUUGUGCGGGAGUAUAGGAGAGAGCACCUGUGGAUAUAAGGAGGUUAAGAAGGACCCUUCAUUUGGAAAGAAGCUGAGGAUGACCGAUUGAUGCUUGUUCCAUGUAAUCGUGCAAGAAGUAGCCGAAGCAUGCUGCAAGGUCGACAUUUCUUGAAUCAUCUUGAUGCAACCUUUGUUCUACUCCUCCAGUACUCUUUUCAAAUUCUGAUUUUGGUAGAUUAACAGUUAGCUAAAAAUGCGGUUGACGCCUCUCCUUACAGUUUUCCAAGUGUUUUUCUUUUAGGAGAAUAUGAAGGUUGACGCCUCCCCUUACAGUUUUCCAAGUGUUCUUUUGAGGAGAAUAUCUAAAGUUUGAUAGUUGAUGUUGACAUAGGAACAUAAUAAAAUAAGUCGUGAAAUUUAUUGGCUUUAUUUGAUUCAAUGAACAAGAAAUUUGAAAGAAAAA